Molecule: messenger RNA, 1470 nt
Organism: Lachancea lanzarotensis
Lineage: Eukaryota; Fungi; Ascomycota; Saccharomycetes; Saccharomycetales; Saccharomycetaceae
Product: LALA0S10e04192g1_1
Exons: 1
Coding region: 1-1470 (489 amino acids)
Biological process (GO): transmembrane transport
Molecular function (GO): transmembrane transporter activity
Source: RefSeq, a predicted model, not a curated record
AUGGACUGGGCCAGACGAAUUUUCGCACUAUCGCCGUCUCCGGAGCACCAAAACGAUGACAAACUAUGCCUCGACAAAGAUGGACUCCUAGAGUUCAGUGCCGAAGACUUAGAAAAUCCCAAAAACUACUCGUUCGCUCGCAAAUGCUACAUCACAGGUGUCGCCAUCUCGUUGGUGAUGAAUGCUACGUUCUCGUCAUCGGCGCCCUCCGGGUCCUUCCAGGGCGUCAGCGACGAGCUGCACGUGUCGCCAGAAGCAGCAGGUCUUGUAACCACCCUGUUCCUGCUAGGAUAUUGUGCCGGACCAUUGUUUUGGGCACCGCUAUCUGAGUUCUACGGCCGUCGUUUGAUAUUCUACAUAUCAUUCACGCUUUAUCUCGCUUUCGGAUUUCUGUGUGCCUUUACACCAAAUUUUGCAGGUUUGAUUGUUGGCCGUUUUCUGGCCGGAACGGCCGCUAGCGCAGCGUUAACAAACGCACCAGGUAUUUUGGCCGAUAUCUGGAGGCCAGCGGAGCGUGGAAAUGCCAUGAUACUCUUCGCAACAAUGACAUUUGUGGGUCCAGCAUUGGGUCCUGUAGUAAGUGGGUUCUUGCAAGUGACAGAAAAUUGGCGAUGGACGUUCUAUGUGCUUUUAUGGAUGGCUGGGAUCACCGAGUGUCUUCUUGUGACACUACCAGAAACGCUACCAAUGAUUGUUUUGCGUAACAAAGCCCGUCGUCUGCGGAAAAUUCCCGGAAAUGAGCAUGUGUAUGCGCCAGUGGAGGCAUCAGAUCGGUCUUUGGUACGAAUUUUCAAAGUGGCCCUGACACGGCCCUGGAAACUUCUCAUUGAUCCAAUCAGUUUUUUCGUCGCCAUAUACUAUUCCGUUGUCUACACUAUGCUGUACAUGCUUUUUGCUAUCUAUCCGAUCGUUUUCCAGCAAAAACGCGGUUGGAACGCCGGCGUGGGGGAGCUGCCAUUGAUUGGUGCUGUCAUUGGAGCCUGUGUCGGUGGAUUAGCGCUUUACAUUCAUAGUCAGUUCCAGCAGAGAAAACUCGCCCGCCGGAAACCGGUUCCAGAAGACAGGCUUGAAGGUGCAAUGGCCGGCGGGGUGUUGUUUGUGGUGACAAUAUUCUGGUUUGCGUGGACUGCGGAAUACAAUUCGGUACACUGGGCAGUACCUACAGUUGCGGGCACAUUUCUUGCAACAUCAAUCUUGCUCAUUUUCGUCACCUUCAUCAACUACAUCAUAGACUCUUACUUGAUGUUUGCUGCAUCCGCAGUUGCAGCGAACACAGUGUUGAGAUCAGCUACUGCUGCAGCAUCACCGCUCUUCACACAAUAUAUGUUUGAUGCGCUUGGUGUGGGAGGUGCUGGCUCACUCAUUGGUGGAAUUGGGGUGCUGUUGAUGCCUAUACCUUUCGUAUUUUACAAGUACGGUGCGGUGAUUCGGGCGAGAUCUAAAUUCGCACCCACCGACGACACGGAUUGA